UUUUGUACUGUUUACUGGUAUGGAUAAUCAUAGGAAAUGUGUUACGAUUGGAGCUGGGAUGAUUGCAAAAGAAAAUAUUGAAUCAUUUACAUUUCUGCUAGAAAUUUUUCUGAAAGCAUUCAAAAAACAACCAAACAUAAUUGUUACGGAUCAAGAUCCGGCAAUGAAGGUUGCUGUGUCAAAAGUAUUCACUGAAUCAAAACAUAGACUUUGCACAUGGCACAUUACAAACAAACUUCCAACAAAGGUUUGUGGAGAUGUAGAAAACAAUGCUGAGUUUAAAAGUAAGUUUCAUAAACUUGUUUGGAGUAUUUAUACUAGACCUGAACAAUUUGAGAAGAGAUGGAGAGAGUUGAUGGAAGAUACAAUCUUUUGGGAAAUAAAUGGCUGUCAGAUAUGUAUGAAAUUCGACAUCGAUGGAUUCCAUCUUAUUUUAAAGAUGUUGAAUUUUGUGGAUUGAUGAGAACAACUUCAAGAUCAGAAAGUGAGAAUUCAUUUUUCAACAGUUUUACUCACUAUGGAGAUACGUUGAUACAAUUUAUGUUUUCAUUUGAUGCUGC
This is a messenger RNA of Helianthus annuus (common sunflower), 560 nucleotides long. Its product is annotated as protein FAR-RED IMPAIRED RESPONSE 1-like. Gene Ontology annotation, biological process: regulation of DNA-templated transcription. The transcript is spliced from 2 exons. The record is from RefSeq and is a predicted model, not a curated record. Bases 20 to 460 code for a protein of 146 amino acids. NCBI's taxonomy places the organism in Eukaryota, Viridiplantae, Streptophyta, Magnoliopsida, Asterales, Asteraceae.